UUUAGCGUACUCUCUAACUAGUUAUUAGAAUUCCAUUAUGCUGAACUAACUGAAAAAAGAGCAAAACUUUGAAUUUUUUUUUUUCAAAGUCAAUAGAGAAACAUCAUUGUGCAAUAUCAAAGAAAUUCUGCUACGAUGUCUUCUGCAGUAACCGCCACUUUGAAACUCAUACUUGGUGCAAUUUUUAUAUUUCAACACACGGACGCAUAUUAUGGGUACGACCCCCGUUUUUUAAACACUUUUUCAUCACUCCGAAGCGACUUACGGAACAAACGAAGCGGUUCAAGCAUCGCUGAACAGGUGUAUUAUCAGGAUUUAUUAGCGCCAUUUUAUAAUCGUCGGCAAACCGAUUCUAUUUGGAAGCGAAGCAAGCCAGACCCUCUUCCUACGUCUGAUUGUAACGAACGAAGCAAUAUCCAAUACACAAGCCCGAACACAGCGACUCUGGAUAUUCGAUUCCCAUCUGUUCAUACAACCAAGGAUGACACUUACCUCUGUACCGCUUACAAAGUUCCAUUUCAAGGAGAUGAAAGCUUCAUAGUGAAUUUCAUUCCCCACGCAGACAUGGAGCGAUCUCACCAUAUGCUCGUGUUUGGAUGUCACGACCUUUCGUUUGACAGAACUGGGAAAAAUCAAUGUUAUGAGCCAUGUAAGAACAAACAAACCUUGUUUGCUUGGGCCAGGAACGCUCCACAGUUAAAAAUGCCUAAAGAUGUCGGAUACAGCAUUGGCCGUAACUCAGGAAUCCGAUAUAUUGCCGUACAAAUGCAUUUUGCGAAGGCUUUCGACGAAGGAACUUGCUCCGGCGUGACUAUGGACAUCACAACAACUCCGCAAAAAUAUUACGCUGGAAUAUUUCUCCUUGGAGCGUACGACAUUCAGCUACCCCCACAUUCUACUAAUGUUGGGUCGAGCGUUGCGUGCGAAAAUGAAAUUGAAAAUCCACUCCAUGUGUUCGCGUUCAGGACGCAUGCUCAUAUGCUUGCAAAUGUCAUCACUGGUUAUCGUCUCCGAAGUGGAAAAUACAAAAUGAUCGGAAAAGGAAAUCCAAAGUGGCCGCAGUCAUUUUAUCCUCGAGUGGGGGGAGAAUUGGAGUUAAAAAAAGGAGAUGUACUUGCAGCUCAAUGUGAUUAUAAUAAUACAAGAGAUGAAUCGAUUCAUGCAGGACCGUCAGGAUCAGAUGAAAUGUGUAACUUAUAUCUGAUGUUUUACACUUCGGAUAAAAAAUCUUUGAAAAGUACUUUGGAAUGUUGGGGAUUGGAUUAUGGCUUGACAGAGGGAGAUUUGCACUUUCCAAAAGAUGUGAAAGACUUGGCUCCUUAUCCUGGUUAUGCUGGUGAAGAUUCAAAACAAGCGAUAGCUGAAGGGCAAGCUGUUAUCCCUCCGAUACCAGAAGAACACAUGCACUCACAUAUGCACAGCCAUGAUGACGGAGAAAAAGAUGAAGAUGAGAUUGAAAAGAAAGAUGAAUUUCAGGAAAUUCAGCAUUCAGAGGAACCGGGAAGAGAAGGAACAAUGUCAGAUGCUGAAGUGAAUGAAAAAUUAGAGCAUUUAUCAGAUCUAUUGAAUGAAACUGGAUCGGAAUCUUUGUCAAGAAGUCAUGGAAUGCCAGAGUUCCAAGGCUUAUCAGCAGAUCUCAGCUUUCCUCUCCUUCAGCAAGGCUACUCAAUAGGCCAAGUGGGAGGUUUGGUCAGUGAUAUGGAUGGGACUGUGCAUGUCUUUCAUAGAGCUAACAGAGUAUGGGGCCGUUUUUCAUUCGAUUCUCGAAACCGUUUCACCGAGCCAAACAAACCAAUUAUGGCAGACACAAUCUAUCAUCUAAGUAAAGACGUCGGCAAAGUUCUCCACUCCUGGGGGAGAGGUCAAUUUUUUAUGCCGCAUGGGAUUUCCCUUGACCCCGAAGGCUAUUUAUGGCUGACGGAUGUCGCAAUGCAUCAGGUUUUGAAAUAUCCACUAGGUGGUGCUGAGAAACCUAUUUUGGUCCUUGGGGAGUUUAUGAAACCAGGAAGUGAUGCGAGUCAUUUCUGUAAACCUACCGAUGUUGCCGUGGACGAUGAUGGUUUUGUCUACGUGUCUGAUGGUUACUGUAACGGCCGUGUUAUGAAGUUUUCAAGAGAUGGGUCGUUCGUUAUGCAGUGGGGAAGAAUGGUCACUAGCAAGGAUUUAUUACAUCCACCCAUUCCACCAUACGCAUUCUUUGUUGCUCACAACAUCAUCUUGUGCGGACCGGACAAAUCAGAAUUAUGUGUCGCUGAUCGUGAAAAUGGGAGGAUUCAAUGCUUCGGCAAGACUGGUGCACUGACUCGAAUUAUUAAAGAUGAGAAAAUGGGGAAAAGGGUUUUUGCGAUCGCAUACAGCACUCUUGAAGGUGGCGUAAUCUACGGAGUUAACGGACCGGACCAAUCUGAGGGGGAUACAGCUUGGGGAUUCACCCUUCAUUAUGAUACAGGAGCGUUCUUGGAGGGUUGGGAGCCGUCUGCGGACUCCUCACUCACAGACCCUCAUGAUAUUACAGCAUCACCUAGCGGAGAACUGAUCUAUGUUGGCGAUCUCAGUCACAAGAAAGUUUAUAAAUUCUACCAGGUACCUUCAGCAGCAAAUGAUGAACAAAAAGAUUCUGGUAUCGGCCAAGGAAUUGCGUCUCUUUCUCCAAUCGAUAAUAAAAAGAACGAGCUUUCCAACUUAGAAGAAACAGUGGAAAAGAAAGGAAAGGAAUCAGGGAUGGAAAUGGAGGAAAAGUCUGAAAAUUCUCUGAAUAUGAAUGAAAAAGAACUGGACAAGGAAAUGAAUGAAAACUAUUCUGAUGGAAAUGUGAAUUCAUCAAAAGGAGCCACAAUCAUCAUUGUCAUCCUGGUUGUAUUACCAACUGUUUCUCUGCUGAUUGCAUUUGCUUGUAUCAAAGUUCGAGCAAAGAGACUCAAGGAAUAUGAAAGUCUUCUCUCUAAUAACGGAAAGUCAAGCAGCAAAUUAAAUCUUGGAAAGUUUCUGAAUCCGACUGAACGCAAAGGAUUCACAAGAGUUCGUUCUGAAGCCACAGACGACGAAGACGAUGAGGAUGACGUCGAAGUUUAUUCGAAAAAGAUAUAUCACCCUGGGAAACCCAAGCGUCCAGUUUAUUUUUAAAGGAGAAAUUUACACAACGAGGAAACUGAACCUUCGGCUGGAAAUAAAUGAAAGAAUAUACAAGUUCAGUGUUCAGAUUUAUACUUUUGUGAUUUUUUUGUUUUCGUCGUCAAAUUGUAGACUAUCAAAGUGGUUUGUUGGUUGCUAUGGGAGCGCACUCCAUGUGUGGAUUCAUACUUUUUCCCGUUAUCCGGGGGGGAGGGGGGAUAGCAAAUAUGACACACGAUCUGAUACAAAAUUUUCAACAAAUGUCUCACCGAGGGUUUCUUAAACUCGAUCUGUCCAGACCAGUGUUUCUCACUUUAAUAAUUAGAUUGAGACAUACCACUCAAGCAGCCAUUGUUAUGCAACAGUCCCGCUUUACAUUCUGUUUGGCGUCAACCGCUCAAUUUUUUGACAACACAUCCAUAACAUGUCCCACGUGUUAAAAAUUUUAAAUAUUGUUUUUCUUAUACGUUAGUUAUUUGUCAUUCUGUCACCGCAACGACAGCAUCAUCAUUUAUUGCUACUGAAAUCAAAAUUUAUCUGUAUUGACCCAAAUGAACUAAAUUUACGAAUAGCUUUAACAAUUUUUAAUAUGUUUGCGGGCCAUCUUAAUAUGUUUCUGUGGCGCAGCAAUGGGCCAUGGCCCACUAGUUGAGAACCCAUGCUCUAAACUAGGGGUCGGCAACCUUUUUUCGCUCGCAGGCCAAAAUAAGGGUUGCAAGUCAUUAGCGGGCCGCACAUAUUUUUAGAAAGUUGAAAACCGAACAACUGAUACCUUUCAUAAUAAAAAUCAAG
This is a messenger RNA of Styela clava, 3903 nucleotides long. RefSeq names its product peptidyl-glycine alpha-amidating monooxygenase B-like. NCBI's taxonomy places the organism in Eukaryota, Metazoa, Chordata, Ascidiacea, Stolidobranchia, Styelidae. The record is from RefSeq and is a predicted model, not a curated record. Gene Ontology annotation, biological process: peptide metabolic process. Gene Ontology annotation, cellular component: membrane; extracellular region. Gene Ontology annotation, molecular function: protein binding; copper ion binding; peptidylglycine monooxygenase activity.